Molecule: messenger RNA, 14826 nt
Organism: Sphaeramia orbicularis (orbiculate cardinalfish)
Lineage: Eukaryota; Metazoa; Chordata; Actinopteri; Kurtiformes; Apogonidae
Gene: dnhd1
Product: dynein heavy chain domain 1
Exons: 42
Coding region: 58-12945 (4295 amino acids)
Biological process (GO): flagellated sperm motility
Cellular component (GO): sperm flagellum; inner dynein arm
Molecular function (GO): ATP binding; dynein intermediate chain binding; minus-end-directed microtubule motor activity
Source: RefSeq, a predicted model, not a curated record
GCAAAUGAAACACAUGAAGAUCCUCUCACUAGCACAGAUUUGGUUCAGAUGUUUAACAUGAAUACAGACCGGGGAGAACUGGAUUUUUAUUAUCUGAAAGAAGUGGACACUGACUCCUACAGGCCAUAUGACUUGCGAGUAGUCAGCUCCAGUGAAGCUGGUUCCGAACACUUUGUCUUCUACCCUCAUGCUGUGUUACAUGUGACUCAGACUGGUUAUGGAGGGAUGGUCACUUUGGCAGAAUGGUACAGAGAGUCAGUGUUGUGGGAAACUUUACACAACAUUGCAUUUUUCAGAUGCUUUACACUGAGGAAAGCAUUCACUCAGUGGCAUCAAAAUGUUCGCAGGAUCUCUUUUCAACGUAAGGGUCAGUGUCUUCAGGAUACGCUGCUUCUUGCUGUACCUCAGUUUAGAAAAGGCCUUUUGUUUUUCAUUAGUGUCAUUGAAGAACUGAAAGGGACUCACUGGCUGCCUCAGGAGGAGUCUAAAACCUACACACUAUUGGAAUUCAAGGACAUACUUCAAGCAAAGAAGCAAGAGUGUCAGCAUCUAUUGGAAAAGUUAUCUCAAUGUCGCACUGUUGUCCUGCAUAUGGUAAAAGAGGACUGCUACAAAUCAUACCAUGAACUCCAGUGUCAUAUUGAAUAUGCUGAAAAGCCAAACCGAUGCUAUGAAUCCAUUCAUCUCCACAUGGCUCACCAGCAGGAGUUGAAGAGAGACUUAACUCAGGCUGAAAACACCCUGGGAAAACUGGGCUCCUUUGCAGGUCUUAUUGAUCAAAUGGUGAUACAGAGUCUUGCUACCUUGAUUCACCAAGAUGCCAUUAAUUUCCUCAACAGUGUUUUAAAGAGGGAAAUGUCUCAGCAGCGUUGUCUCUUCCAAACUGAGCUGAUUUUCAGUGCUGAUGAUCAGUUGACAGUUGAUCCACCACUACAUUUCUUCCAAAACUUUCUGAGUGACAUAAUACUGACUGCUAAGGACUCAAUCAUUCAGAUGUGUGACACCUGUGGUUUUUUCCUGGAAAUCCCCAUGAAGAACCCUGUUGCAUCUCAAGACAUCAGUUACAUCAAACAUCAUACAGAUGAAACCAAGAGUGAUGAAAGGAUGAGUGGUCGCAGAAUGUGCUGUUCCUGGCAGUUACUCAGAAACCAUUCAGCUCACUCUGUGCUGCCUGAAAAUCAGCCCUCGGUGAUGAUUCAUGGCCAGAGGAUGAAAGGCUGCUACCGUCCACUCUGUAGACGACAGCUGGAAUGGCACUUCACCGUUAGUAAUGUUGUAAAGCAGGUUGAAGAAGAGUAUGCUGGGAUGACGCAGGAGGCUGAAUCAGAUAUCCAGCAGUUGUACCAGCGACACACGUGGCUGACGGAUAUCCAUUUGUUCAUUAGUCAGUGGAGUCAGGCUUCUUUAGACUCCAUGAUCGGUCAGCCUGCUGUCCUGUAUGAGCAGCACAUUCAGAUGAUACACAACUGGAUUAAAAGAAUCCACACACUUCCUUCUUCCGUCUCUACCGCUAACCAGCUGUUUAUCAUCCACUGCACCAACGUUAAGAGUGAUUUAGAGCAACAGCUGAAGAUAACUGAUGAGGCGGUGCUAAAGCAGCUGGUUGAGCAAAUAAAGCUGCUCUCAGAAGGCCUAAUGUUGGACUUGGAGAGGAAUUUUGCUGAACUGGAGAAAAACCCCCAGGAUUUACACAGUCUCUCACAGUAUGCUCUAAAGGUGAGGGAGUCUGAGAAAAUGUUGGCUGACUCGCAGAAACGUUUGGAAUAUAUUCACUGCCUUCAGGAUAUUAUUUGCAUGAAAUACAGGAAGAUGAGUGAAGAGGAGCUGAGGUUGGAAGAACAGAUGCAGGGCUUGUGGUCUUGCAAUAUUUCCAUCUUGAAGCGAGCAGAAAGCAUCGUGUCCCAGUAUCUCCCUUCAAGCACUAAUGCACUGGGCACAAUGUUCUCAUUUUUGAUCCGUGAUCUUAAAAAGACUGUGAAUGAUGCUACUCAUGGGCCUUAUCUGGAUCCAAGUCAGAAUGCAAAAGACAUGGUGUCCAAACUAAACCCUAUGUGCAUACAUUUACAGACUCUUAAAAGAAAGUUGGAAGAGUUAAGUAGGAGAAGUGACAACCUAACAGGGAAUUGGAUUGAUUUGACCAAUCUGACAGAAGAAAUUCAGAAGGUUGAAGCCCGCAAGGAAUUGUGGGAGCUGUUAGCUGUGUGCACAACUUGGAUACAAGAAUGGAAAAAGAAGCAGUUCAGUGAGGUUGUGGUGUCAGAAGCUCAAAGAAAAAAUGCUGAAUGGAGGGAGAAAGUUCUAUCUCUGUCAAAUACCAUACCUGCCUCUGAUGCAGUGCUGCAGGAGACCUUAAGAAUCCUUGAAAACCUGGGCUGUCAGCUUCCAGUCAUGGCCAAGAUACUGAGCCCUGAACUCAAACAAAAGCACCUCAAAGCUAUUCUCCAAGGCAUGGACCUGCUGUUCGUCCCAGAGAAGAAGCUGACUGCCGCCGAUCUGAUGUCUCAACAGCUUCAAAUCCAUCACAAUCUGAUCGACAAGAUAUGGUGUGAUGCAAGAGCAGAGUGUGACAUGGAGUCGACCUUCCAAAAUCUUCAAAGGAAAUGGGAAAGCUGUCUCUUACAGAUGGAAGUAUUCACUGGUGCCGUUACAGAAACCCAAACUGACAAUCAGCACUCCUGCAGUCACACAAGACGUAUUAUCAUUGGUCUGGAAAUCCAUCUCGCUGAAACUGAAAAUGAUCUGAUGACUUUGUCCAACAUGUUGAACUCACCCCAUAGUGUUGGGUUCAGGAUGCAGAUAGAGGACUGGGUGCAGCUACUUAGAGAACUUGAGAAGCUCCUACACUUAUUCGAAAGAUUCCAGCAGAUAUGGAGUUUUCUGACCAAGGUGUUAUAUGAAACUACUACUAGGGUUUGGCGAAUGGGUCUGUUGGAGCAAUUCCGACCGGUGGAUGAAACUUUUAAAGAAAUGAUGCAGUCCAUAUCCAAUGACCCACGCAUUCUGACCCGUGUUCAUUCGAAGACAACCAAUGGAAGAUUCCAUGGUGAAAGCCUUUGCCAGAUUCUCAUUUCUGGUCUCACAACGAUGGAAGCAGUUUCCAACCAGAUGCUGCAUCUCCUGGAUUCCCUCUGUGACCAAUUUCCAAGGCUCAGGUUUUUGAGUGACAGGGAAGUAAAACUAAUAUAUUCCUUGCAGCCAUCCCCUGCCACAAUGCUGCCUUUUGUGCGCAAACUGUUUAAAGGAGUGCAAGACCUCGAGGUAGACUGUGAAAAAUCAUCUGAUGCACAAGAUCAAACAAGUUGUGGAGCUACUUCUAAUAGCCAGAUACAGAUGAAGGUUCUGGGUUUUUUUGGCAGCCUCCAGGAAAAGGUUACUUUUUCUUCUCCCUUGGAAACAAAUCUCAGUCCCAUUGUUUGGUUUUGUGAUUUUGAAAGGCAGUUAAAAUUGACAAUGGAACAGCUCUUGAAACAAUGUGCUAUUGCACAGAAUCAGCUUGACCUGGCCAAUGAAGUAUUCACAUGUGAGAAGAAAAUUGGAGAUAUACUCAAUUAUAAUGCUGAUCAGAUUAAAAAAGUCCUUGCUGUGCUGAAUCUACUCUGUGAAUACCCUCUUCAGUGUGUUUUGGUGGCUGAGGAGGCGGCGUGGUGCAACGUCAUGCAUCAAGCAUCUCAAGAAUCUAACCCUGUGAAAUUGAGUGACAUAAAAGCAUACAACAGUGUAAAACUGAAAAACCUUGGCCGAUUCAUCAGGGGUCGAGUGAAUGCAGCCAAAAGUCAACCUCCCUCUAACUACAUGAUGAUGUGUCUCCGUGCUUUGGUACAACUUACAAUGAACCAUUCACAGCAGCUUUCACAACUCAUGGAAGUCCACUGUGAGCUGGAGUCAUCCUUUGAGUGGCUCAGUAUGUUGAAGUACCAUCUGGAUGUCCAGAAGCUACAAGGCAGUGAUUAUUCAUCAUGUUAUGUGGACAUUUUGGGACAUCGACUACAGUAUGGUUAUGAGUAUGUUGGUUCAGAAGACUGGGUGGUUUUGCAUACCCCCUCCACAGAUCGAGCAAUACUGGGGAUUCUCCUUGCUCUGACAAGCUACAAAUGUGGGUUUAUCAAAGGACCUUGCUUGUCUGGAAAAAAAAGCACCGUGGUCCAAUUAGGAAAAGCGCUUGGCCUACAGGUUGUCAAUAUACAGUGCUGGUUGAGCAUGAACCUUUGUGUUGUUCAGAAUCUACUCUUGGGUGCCCUUGAGACCGGAGCAUGGCUCGUGCUAGACUCUGUGGACUUAUUAACAGAAGGGGUCCUGUCAUCGUUUGGUCAACAUCUAGAGGAUAUUCACCAGCGCUUUUCAGAGAUAACAAUGAAGGAUCAAGGACUAAAUGAAGAGAUGGGGGACAGAUCUGUUAAACAGCUCUCAAGUGGCAAAAGCAGUGUUCAUUCAGAAUACCACAUAGAUAUAGCGGGUAAAAGGGUCUCUGCUGCCUUAAACUAUGGCUGUGUUCUCAUCUCAUCGAAAGGACAUGCAUUUGAUCUACCAGAAAGUCUGCAAACUGCAACCAGACCCAUUGCAUUAACUCAUCCAGAUUACAGGAUCAUUGCAGAAGUAAUGCUGACUUCCAUUGGUUUCAUAGAGGGUAUGGCUUUAAGUCACCGUCUGGUAUCUUUUAUGAAACUGUCCAAGGACUCCCUCUGUUUGCCUGACAUCAUCACUAAAGACCAGAGCUGCUAUCUGGUCAUUCUGCAAAACAUAAUCUCUGCCUCUGAAAUGCACUUAAAACAAAGUAGAAUGCAACAGGAAAUCUUAAACUCACCUAAAAAUUCAGUUAAGACACAAACUGAGUCAGUCUCUGCACAAAGCAUAACUGCAGAAUUUGCUGGCACAGAUAGUAAAAAAGCUGAAAACCCCCCCAGGUUUAUGUGCACUUCAGAGUUCUCAGUUAUUCAGGAAGAGACAGCAAUUGUCAAAGCGAUUCUUUCCAUCUUAUUUCCUUUCAUUUAUGAGCAGAAGAAUGCCUCACAGUUCUACAGAAUUUUCAAGGACACAUUUCCAAUAGUGUGCCAGUUCCCUUUUUUUAAACAGUAUUUCGAUGAAGAAGAAAAAAGAAAUCAAGUUAAAGAUGCAGUUUCAGAAGAACUGCAGAGGAAAGGAUUUCAACCUGAGGCUAAUAUGAUUGGCAGUGCUCUUACUGUCUACCAGGCCAUGAAAUCACAUCAUGUAGUUAUACUUCUAGGCUACACUGGGAGUGGAAAGACGACCUGUUACUCUGCUUUAGCUGGUGCACUCAAUGGUCUGGCUGCCAAGAAAAAAGAAGUGUUUGAUAAAAGCAUUGCUGUAAAAAGAGACACAGAGGCAACAAGCUGGAGCUGUAUCAAUCCUGUGGUCUUAUUCCCUAAUGCCAUGUCCCAUGAGGAAUUAUUUGGUCACGUCUGUGAGGAGAGAGGUUGGCAAGAUGGAGCUGUUACAAAAAUGCUGAGAGAAUCAGUGCAGCAUGAGCACAUAAACGAUGAAAUAUACAAGAAGCAAAGCAGUCAAACUCCAGCUCUGAGGUGGCUGGUGAUGGAUGGGGAGCCUUUGGGGAAACCUGGAUGGCUAGACUUUUUAACCACCCUCUGUGAUCCCAAAGACCCAGUUUUGUGUCUGUCAUCGAGUGAACGAAUCGUACCAUCGUUAUCAAAUCUGAAACUGGUCAUGGAGAUCACAGACCUGAGCAAUGCAAGCCCCUCUACAGUGACCCGAUGCACCCUUGUUCACUUCACUGGGACUGAUCUGUGGAAGUCUGUGUGGAAGAGUCAAAUGGAUGCUCUGUGUUGUGAAUAUAGACUCAGUCAAGAGAUUCUGAAAAUGUGGAACCGUCUGUCUGAGGAUCUUUUUGCCAACACUCUCAGUCUCAUCAGGCAAAAGUCUCUAAACUCUGCAAUCCAUUCCAAGGAAGAAUCUUGUAAAACUCCCAUAUACGGACUGCAAGAAAUAAUGUCAUUUGUGAGGAUACUCCAUGCCCUCCUACAGCAUUUUGAGAAGGAUGUGGAAAAGGCUAAAGAGCUAAAACAAGUAGACAUAAGAGCAGAUAUUCAUCUGCAUGGAACUAACUCACCAGGCACUGAUUCCCAGACUAGAUGUGAAUUCCUUGCCAGGAACCUUUUUCUGGUGGCCUACAUUUGGGGAUUUGGUGGACAUCUGCAUCCCAGUUUCUGGCCACAUUUUGACGCCAUUGCACAUCAAGUGUUGCUCAAUUGCCGGUACCAGAUAGAGGUUCCCAAGGAAGAGAGUGUGUUUGAAUACUUUUUUAGUAUUGACAGCAAUAUAUGUCCCAAGAACACACAUACAACAAGUUGGAUCACAUCCAAGUGUGGGAAAUAUUCCUACCUCCUGAAUCUCAUGUUGGAGGCAAAGCAGCCAGUGUUACUUGCAGGAGAGCCUGGUUCAGGAAAAUCCACUCUCUGCAAGACUUUUCUGAGUUUUGACCGGCCACAUGUAAGCCUCCCAGCUAGUCCACUUCUAAACUCCAGGGACCUGUACACUAUACUGAGUAACAUCAGCUGCCAGAGGACCUGUACCGAUGCAAUGAGCUCCACACCCAAAAAGUCACAAAUGCUUUUGUAUUUGGAUGAUUUGCAUGAAGCUCCCUGUGAUGCUUUUGGGAAGGAGUCAAAAGCUUUAGAAACAUUAAGACAAAGCAUUUCUAAAGGAGGAAUUCUCACCUUUGAUUCCUACUGUUUCAAGUUCCUGAGUUCUGCGACCAUCAGCUACAUGGCUACAUGUCGUGUCUUUGGACCGAACAAUCACCAAAGUGAUGUGAUAUCCCCCCGACUCUCUCGCCUCUUCUCUAUAUUCGUGCUCCCCAGCCUGUCUCUGGAUGUCAUACUGGCUAUUCAUUCUCCUGGUCUCAAAGUCUGGCUCAUGCCAUUUAUGCAGAAUGUUGGAGAAAUGGCACGUUGUAUCAUCACUGCAACUAAACAUCUGUAUCUUGCAGUAUGUGAUCAAUUUGAGCCCACUGCACAGCAACCCCAUUUCAUAUUCUCCACUCAUGACCUAGAGAAGGUGUUUCAGGGGAUGCGUUUGUGGCGACACAGCUACCCAGACCUGCAGAAGAAAGGAUUCCCUGUUUUUCCUGAAGGUGAACCACCAGGCCUUCCUCCAGAAAAGGUUCUUAAUGUAGUAAAGCUGUGGAUACAUGAAUGCGUCCAUACCUUUAGUGACAGAUUGUGCACAGAGGAUGAAAAUAAAACACUCGUGGAACUUAUUGCCCAGGUCGCAACAACAGACUAUAAGACUGUGUUGACUGGAUGUUCAGAUGACCGAACCAGUGUUACUCAUCCUGCUGUCAAACCAGUCACACAAAAUACAGUCAUGGACAGUCCAAAUACAUUACAUCAAGUACAAGAACUAAAACCGUCCUCCGUGACACACCCAGAAGAAUCCCAAAGAUUUCCUGAAGUGUCUUUGCAGCCUGAAAACUCACGGGAGGCAAGCCUUAAAACCCACCCUUUUUACUUCCAAAUUCUUCAGCAUUUGCAGGACAUAACGGUCAAGACUGUUUAUGGUCCAGAGCUCUCUGAGGUCCUAAAUUCAAGAGAAAAGAGGCAAAAUUUCAGCCGUGUCUCUUAUAGGGAGCAAACCAUUGAUGUACUAGUAGAGCAGCUGUCCACUUUCAUGGAGGGAAGAAAAGAGGAUAAAGAACAUUGUGUUAAUAACUUUGGUUUUACAUCCAAAUAUGCUGUACAUAGACAGAGGGUACGUCAGCUGUUGCACAUCUUCAGGGCUUUGCUGAUUCCUGGAGGUCAUGGAGUACUGAUCGGCUCAGACAGAGGCACCGGACGUAAAACUACUGUGCGUUUUGCCGCCUAUCUUACAGGCUGCAAACUGGUGGAGGUGCAUUCUGGAAAUGAAAAUAACAUGCAUGAAAUCCUGAAGAAUGCAAGAAAUCAGACCAGAGAGGGUGGAGUUCAUGUUAUUAUAUUGGUCCAUGAGGAUAUUAGUCAGUGUGCCCGUGAAGAGCUGUUGGUAGCGAUGGCCCACAGAACAUACCCAAGGCUGUGCACUGAUGAGGAGCUGAGAAAUGUCAUGUCCAGAAUGACAAAUUCAAGAACAUACAAUAUGGAUAUUUGGAUGUUUGAGAAACAUUUAGGACAAAUCCACAAAAAUGUGCAUGUCUUCCUGUUGCUGCCAUUCACUGUAUCAGAGAGCAGCAAGAUGCCUGCAGAUACUUCAGCUCCUGGAUUGAAAGCACAAAUGGCUAAGGCCUUGAGCCUGAGCUGCUGCGUGGAGCUGUACCAGCCUUGGUCCUACCAGUCUUUAGUGGACCUUGCCCUUCAGUGCCUCAGAACUAGCCCCCAUGAAAUGACAGAAGGCUCAGAGAGCUGCUUGUCUGUGGCCAUGGCUCAGAUUCAUCAGUCUGCUCGUCAGUAUGGUUCUGCACUUCUAACAUCCCAGCCUUUCAGCCCUCAGACCUAUCUGGAGUUCAUUGCCCACUUUUGUUACCUCUGUAACCACCUGCAUACACAGGGGCUAAAAAAGGCCAACAGAGUGAAAGCUGUAUUAGCACGCUUGGAUGUCAUGAAGCGCACAGCUCUGCAGUACAAACAUGACUUAAUGAGGCUGCAAGAGAAGGUUGCUGAGACGCAGCAGCAUGAACAAGAGCUUCUCCGAGCUGUAAACGAUCACAGGAAACAGCUCGAGGAAGCACAACUGAAAUGUGUGGAACAGGAGGAGAAACUGUGUCAGCUUGAGGAACAGAUUUGCGAUGCUAAGAAACAGAUCAGACCUGUGUUCCAGUCAGGCCUGAAGGUUCUUAUGUGUCUGAGUCCGUCUGAUGUGGAGGAAGUUCGGCACUACAGAGAGCCUCCUGAAGGGGUGGUGAAGGUCAUGGAUGCAGUGUGUCUGCUGUUCAAUUGUCCACCUGGCUGGGAGAGUGCUAAACAGCUACUUGGACGACCAAACUUGUUUGAGGAGUUAGAGUUUUUCGACCGCUAUAGCCUGACAAAAGAGCAGCUACAGCAGCUCGGCCACAUUGUCCACAGUCCCCAGUUUGUGCCCGAGUCUGUUCGAGAGGUCAGUAAGGCCUGUGAGUCCUUGUGCCAGUGGGUGCAGGCAGUGUAUGAGUGCUGCUCUAUGCAACACCAACUGUUAUUUAAGCAGAAGCUGCAGGCACAGGCUGCAGAGGCACAAAGCCAACUACAGCUGGUCAGGAAGAAGAAGGAGGAGGCGCACAGUUGGUUGGAAAAUGUCAAGGCUCAGCUGCAGUCAGUAAGAACGGAUCUGGAGGAGCAGCUGUUGGAGCUACAUGAAGCUGAAAGAAUGGAUAAAGAAGCUGCUGCUGCUGAGGGACAGAUGGAGAAAUAUGUUCGAAUGUGGAAUGAUGCUGCUCAGAUGGCAGAGUUGAGUUGUCAAACCUCCGCUGGUGAUGCCCUCGUCCUGGCUGCAAUAAUCUCAUAUUCAGGUCCUUUUGCACCCGACAUCGGCAAACAACUGCUGAGUAAAUGGAAGGCCCUCUGUCAGACCGGGAGCAUUGACAUCAACCCCAGCGACCCCAGAACAUCCCUGUUUACACCCCCUAAGGCUGCAGCUCCUCGCCCACCUCCUGGUUUUCCUAUUGCUGUGGGUGAAAAACUGCAGGUGCCUCUGGGCUCAGUGUUAGGUUUGUCUGAAUUUCAGUUCAAAGAGGCUCGGCUGUGCAGGCUUCUGGUGAAGCUGCAUCUUUGGGGUUGCACACAGCCCUGGGCUCAGCGCUGGCCUCUACUGGCAAAUUCCCAGCAGCAUUUACAGAUGAGCUGCGUGAUCUCAGGAGAGAAUGCAAAGGAUGAGGAGGAGUAUGACAUGGACAUCUGUGCUGAUAAUUCAGAGCUGCUGUUCAAGUUGGACCAGGCUGCUGAGAGAGGUCUAAGAGUGCUGGUUACUCAUAUGGAACGUGCAGUCCCCAGUGCACAGUUUCUGACCAGAUUAUCACGUCCUGCUUUUCAACGAGUCCACCCUAAGUUCUGCCUCUUCCUCUCCACUGAUCUGCCUGUUCACAUGCUCAGUAGAGAGAUCCAUCCAUCCAUCUUGCCCAAGGUAAAUGUGGUUGACCUCUCUCUGAGCUCUGAAGAGAUCCAGGAGCUGGUGCUGACACAGCUGUUGCAGUCCGAGCGCAAAGAGCUGCUGAUUCAACACUCACAAUUCCAGAAUGACAAGCAGUCGCUGCAGGACAAACUGAUCAUGGAGGAGGAUUCCCUAAUGGACUACAUCCUGCAGUCAAACACCGCUCUUCUGGAUGACUCAGAUUUUCUCCCCCAUGUUUCUGUUUAUCAAGAGACUACUGAGAAACUUAAGGCUGAGAUGGAGCAGCUGAGUGAAGAGCUGGAGAGCCGUGACACUACUCUGCUGGCUGCUCCCAGAUCUGUGGUGCAGCUUGCUGCUGCCCUCUACCAGGCUUUACAGGAAGUACAGCGUCUGUCCCCAAACUACUACUUUUCCCUCGAGAGCUUCAUGACAGUGAUGGAGGAGGCUUUCAGCUGGAAGGGCAGACUGUUAGUGUCAUAUACCGAAGUGCCCAGAGGCUUGAUACAAGAGAUCACAAACAGGAUCGUAGGCCAUGUACUUCAGCUGUACCGCCCUCGUCUGUUCCAUAGUCAUGCUGCUGUGUUGAACCUGCUGGUGUGUGUCACUCUCAUGCAGCACAGUCAGCUCUGCUCCGAGGCUGAGAGGAAGGCCUUCCUCAGGGGUCUCGUGGACAUAACACAUCCUGUCACCAAAGUGAAACCCUCCUCCAGAGCGCUGCCCAGCUGGAUACCCCCACAUAUCCACCCAGAGCUCCUGUGUCUGGACCAGAUCACUGCAUUCAGAGGGCUGAUCACCUCAGUCAGUACUUCCCCACAGCAGUGGCACGAGUACCUGCGCUUUCCAUCCUCCACGGUCACAGGGCUCGUCCCCUGCCGCUCCCACUCCCAUCUGUCUUUGCUGCAGCGGGCUCUACUCUGGAAGACCCUGCUUCCUCACAGCCUCCAAGGACUAGCUGAGGUUCUGUCUACCUGUCAUCUCUACUUCUCUGAACAAACUGCGAGGCAUGAGGCCCCUCACGUUGGGCACCCAGAGGCCCUCGCCCAGUUGUUACUCAGGCAGGAGGGUCCCAUCAUUCUCACGCUGCCCAGUCCCUGUGGAGAUAAGUGGACAAGCAUUCAACCGCUUUACUUAAUAAAACAACUGGCCCGCUGUGUGGCAAAAAGCACAAAGGUUCAGGUACAAGUUAUUUCUGUCGGAGCCCUGUGUGACAAAGAACUCAUCCUCUCAUCACUGGAAAAAGCUGGGAAUAAUGGCCACUGGUUAGUUUUUAAUAACUGUCACCGUUUGGAACAAUGGGAUGAUGACGUAGUGGCUCAGCUCAACAAGAUGUUAUCCAAUAGAGGGACACCACGCAUUGACGGCCUGGUUGGGUCAUGCUUCCGACUGUGGUUUAUCACUCAGGACAAUGCACCACGUUCUUUACCUGUGGGGGUGCGAAUGUGUGCCCUGUCUUUGGUCUGUGACUCUUCGUGGAAUCUCAAGGAGGAGCUGAGCUGCACUCUGCGACAGAUGGCAUCCAUCAUUCAGCCCCCGUCACCCCUGUCAGCCGACAACACACAGUUUCUCCUCCGAUGUGCCAUCUUCCACUCCGUCCUACUGCAGAGACAGACCUACAGAUACUUAGGCCAAGGCCAACUCUACCACUGGAGUCAGGCAGACCUCCUGAUGUUACUAGAUGCAUAUAAUCAUAUUGCCAGUCUCUGCCACAACAAGUCUAAAGCUUUGGAGUAUAUUGCAGUAAAUCUGGUGUAUGGAGGACAUGUACUAGACUCAGCAGAUUUGGAAGUAGUCCAGAGUGUGGCCAAAUCCUGCCUCGUCACAGAGCCGCCUAUUUGUGGAAGUGGACCACACAACAUCAUAAAUAUUUUCAGCAACCCUGGACAUUUUGAUUUGUCAGUGCUCCUGCAGGAUUUGGAUCAGGGUCUUCAGGAUUCAGACCCCCGUGACUCCUCUGUGCUUGGUUUCAGUUCGAAUGUGGCAGCAGAGAUGGUCAAGAUCAAUAGCCGCAACCUAAGCACACUACUGCAGAUCUCCCAGACUCCUCUAGGAGCAGUGAGGUGGUGUUGGACAGAACCGAACCAGCCUGUAUUUACACUACCUCCCUAUAGCCAUGUUAGAGACAGACUGCACUCUCUGAAAACGUCCAUGGCACACAAGGCCGACAGCGCCGAUGCAAAUGCAGGAGGUGUUUGUGGCGGUCCCCUGCGUGACUUCGUCCAAACUGAGUGGGAUGAUCUUAUUGAUUCUGUGUCCUCACUCCUCUCGCAGAUACAGCAGCCUGUUCAAUACAGCAGGCUGACCUCCGCCUCGCUGCUCCAGAUCGCCGACCUCUUCCACUUAGAGAGGAGAGCCGAGUUACUCAGUGCUUAUCUCUGGCACCACAACUCCUCAGAUCCAGCUGGCGCAUACCGACUAUGCGCUUUCAAAAACGCCAGAGGCUUUUUGAUGGCGCUGAUGAGACAAGCAGCUCAAGUGAAUCGCAAAUUUGUCAGUGAUAUAAUCCUCCAUUUCCAGGUUCUCAGUCAGAGUACAUGUACGUCUUCACUUCCCCUGGAAUCUGUGUAUUUGUGUGGUCUGGAGCUGAGAGGGGCAUUAUGGGAUACAGAGCAACGAGCCAUAAAGGACACCGUCUCUCCAGAGCCACACCCACUGCCGCUUGUUUAUGUCAGCGCUCACAUCAGGAACACAAAUAACACCCAGGACACCUUCCCUUCUUAUUUAGAAGACACCAGUCCAUCAAACGCCCUUCGCUUAGCUGUUUAUCUCUGUCCGCUCUAUGUGGAUAUAGACGAGCAAAAGGGAAACUGGGGCCUGGAAGAUAUUAAUAUUAUCACUAAGCUCCCUCUUCGCACAUGUCUGAAUCCUGAACUGUGUAAUUUGAGAAGGGUGAGACUAGUGAGCAAACUCGGAGGAAACUAACCGACCUGUGAACCUAUGGAGGAUCACCUGGAAUACAAGGAUACAGCUGCAGUUGAAGAAAUGUUAAUUAUGAUGUUGUUGAUUAAAUAUUUGCAUGUUGUACACUAGGGGUGCAACGGUAAAGGUAGCCCACGGUUCGGUCCAUACCUCAGUUCUUUGGCCACAGUUUCGGUUCAGUUUUGGUAUGUUUUGUUCAGAAAGAGAAAAUUUUUUUGUCUCCCAAAAUCAUAUUUUUGUCAACAAAAACUGAAUUUUAUAGUAGGAACAAAUUCUAUCAGUGUGUUAUGCACCGCCGUCAGCAGGGUUAGUUUUAUCACAUUUGUCUUGUCAUGUGUUCUCAUUUCCUGUUUUAUUUUGGUAAGGGGUUUCUUUUUGUGUGUGUGCACUGUAUGUCUUGUCUGUGUCUCCCCUGAUUCCUUGAGUGUCUGCACCCGGUGAUAAUUAUUCCCCACUCCCUUUAUAUACUCCCUUCUCCUCUAGUCUGUGGCCAGUUCGUCUUCCAUGUCAUGUCAUGAACAUCUCGUAUUACCUCUUCUCCUCUCGUGUUUGGUUCCUUGACUCGUGAGUGUAGUUUUGUUAGAUUUCUGAUUUCUCCUUUUUUCUAGUUAGUCUUUUUGCCACAGCCGUGAAGAUAUUUUUGUUAGUUAUAUUCCUCUUUAAGAGAAGACAUUUUUGUUAGUUAUUAUUCCACUUUUUGUGAAGAUAUUUUUGUUAGUUUUUUUUUCCAAUGCGUCAAUCUGAGAUUUUUUGCUGCAACUAGAGUACAUAAAUACUCUUAUAAUGACUAGCCUGCAGUCCGUCUCGUGCAUCUGGAUCCAAGCCGUGUGCCAUCCCUUAACACACUGAACUGAAUAAAAUAAUACUUUCUGUCCUGAACAAUAGAACCCUUUCUUAUUCCUUGGCUACUUGUAUUCGGUCAUAUAAAACAGACAUGUGCACACAUAGGGCCCAAAGGGGGCUUUUUCUAAAUAAAUAAAUUCCUGUUCUAGAUAGGGAUGUAAAAGAAAACAGUGGUAUAAAAACACCACAGUUAUCUACCGUACACAUUUCCUUGUAAUAGCGUGUCAUGGCAUUGUAUGUGUGUCAGAGUCCUGCACCGGGUCAGGUACCUGCGGGAACUUAAAAGUGAGUUACUGUGUAGACAAUGUGUUAAAUCAGGGGUUGGGUCAGGUUGUGGGUCUAAUGUACGCAGGUACGGGCGGGUGCCAGUUUUGGAAAAGUAGUGGACCCAUGCAGGACUCUGAUGUGUGUUGAGUCUAAAGCGGUCUCUCACAGAGGGGCGGGGCUGCGUGCUCACAUACAAGUCGAGAGAGAGAAAUCAAUUGCAAAACCGAAAACCUGCCCUUAUUGACUGUCAAUAAGGGCAGAUUGUCCUGUGCGGGGUGGACCGAAUGAUACAUGGUUUUCCCAAGUACCGUUGCAUCCCAACUGUAUACAUAAUGCAUACAUAACAUUUGCCUUUGCCAUUAAAUUUGCUACCAAAGUUAUAACAGUCUUUCAGCAUUUUUUUUUGUUACAGUUUAGAUGUUGACACUUUAAUUUAGUAAAGUCAUUUUCAAUCCUUUUCCUUUUCGUUCAUGUUGUUUGUUUUCAUUUAUUUGUUACUUAUAUUAAACCGAGUUGCUACACAAGGUCGCAAUUGAUAGAGGUUUCUGUAUGUCAGCUGAAGGUCCAUAUAAGAGUGGAGAAUAUUUAUCAGAACAAAAUGUUGCUCGGUUCUUUCAGAGACAAUGAAAUAUUGAUGGAACCACAUGCAGGUACAGUAUGUGUUGUUUCUGCAUGGACAAACACAAUGCCUCAAAGUAACCUUGACUGUUGGCUUAUUUUUCUUAAGCUGAGGAUGUUUCUGCACACUGGAAAUUGUGUUUAUAAAACACUGUG